Molecule: messenger RNA, 930 nt
Organism: Orycteropus afer afer
Lineage: Eukaryota; Metazoa; Chordata; Mammalia; Tubulidentata; Orycteropodidae
Product: olfactory receptor 18-like
Biological process (GO): G protein-coupled receptor signaling pathway
Cellular component (GO): membrane
Molecular function (GO): olfactory receptor activity; G protein-coupled receptor activity
Source: RefSeq, a predicted model, not a curated record
AUGGAGCCACAGAAUCUCACAGCUGGCUUUGAACUCCUCCUCUUGGGCUUCUCUGAUGAUCCGGAACUUCAGCCGCUCCUUUUUGGCCUGUUUCUGACCAUGUACCUGGUCACUGUACUUGGGAAUACAGUCCUUAUCUUGACUGUUGGCUCUGACUCCCACCUCCACACCCCCAUGUACUUCUUCCUCUCCAACCUGUCUUUGGCUGACAUUGGUUUUACCUCCUCCACAGUUCCUAAGAUGCUAGUGAAUAUCCAGACACAGAGCAAAUCCAUCACUUACACAGGCUGCUUGAUACAGGUGUUCUUUUAUUCCAUUUUUGGAUGUCUGGACAGUCUUUUCCUGACUGUGAUGGCUUAUGAUAGGUUUGUGGCCAUCUGUCACCCCCUACACUACACAGUCAUCAUGAAUCCCCGCCUAUGUGGCUUGCUGGUUUUGCUGUUGUUUUUUCUCAGCCUUUUGCACUCUCAGCUGCACAUUUUAAUGAUGUCUCAACUCACCUUCUGCUAUCGUGUGGAAAUCCCUCAGUUCUUCUGUGACCCUCCUCAACUCCUCAAGCUUGCCUGUUCUGACACCUUCAGCAGUGGCAUAUUACUGAAUUGUAUUGGUGCCAUCUUUGCUGGAAUUCCAGUUUUAGGGAUUCUCUUUACCUACAUCAGAAUUGUUUCCACCAUUCUGAAAAUCCCAUCAACAGGUGGGAAGUAUAAAGCAUUUUCCACCUGUGGUUCUCACCUGUCAGUUGUUUGCUUAUUUUAUGGAACAGUUAUUGGAGUGUAUCUCAGUUCAGCUGUCAUAUCUUCCUCCAGGAAACUUGCGGUGGCCACAGUGAUGUACACUGUGGUCACCCCCAUGCUGAACCCAUUCAUCUACAGCCUGAGAAACAAGGACAUCAAGACAGCCCUAAGGAAGCUCCUCAGGAGGACAAACUGA